Molecule: messenger RNA, 2493 nt
Organism: Synchytrium microbalum
Lineage: Eukaryota; Fungi; Chytridiomycota; Chytridiomycetes; Synchytriales; Synchytriaceae
Exons: 2
Coding region: 1-2493 (830 amino acids)
Source: RefSeq, a predicted model, not a curated record
AUGGAAAGCCCUAAAGCAGCCUCAUCAACGCCAUUACCAGGCUCUACUCACGACGAUCCCAAUGCAAGCCAUGCACCGACAUCAAAGGACAUCCUCUCAAGGGCCAAGAAGAUGGGUCUCUUUGAUACCAUUCGACACGAUUUCUUCCAAAAAUGGUCGACAUCUGCUUCACAUGAUAUCUUUGUCGCAGAGUGCAAGACAACCAUCGACAGAAUAGCAAAUAGUAGCACUAAUCACAGAGAAGAUAACGUAUCUGUUAGAAUGCUUACGGCCAUUGAAAACUCAUACGCCUACCAAAAGCUCAAACAAGAGAUAAUAUCAACCGAAUUCCUAGCCUCGCACGAAACCAAACGACGCAUAUCAGAAGGUCUACGCGACGCACUCACUCUCCACUUGUCCGAUAACCGUGAUCCUACUGAAAAGAAACCAUCAUCGCAACAACACUCACACCAACCUACUACCACACGCAUGAAUAGAUUCGCCACUACCCUCAAUAAUGCGCUCCAUAACGUAAACAAAGAUGCUGUCGUCGAUGGUGGUAGUAGUGCUAGAAAGAAAAGAGGCGAAAGUGUCGUGUCAACUGCUGAUGACAUGGAAUUGGAAAGUGAUGGUGGAGAGGGAAAGAUAUUGUAUUUAAAACCAUCUAUAGAUCAACAGUCUUCCACUACAGUGGCACCUGCUAUUGGUGGUGGAAUAGAAGACGGGGCCGCAAAGAAGCAGAAAAAGAAGGUCAUGCCCAAGAAGCCUACUAGUAGCAAUCCAAUACCAUCUCCUGCUACCGCUAGUGGCAAGAAGCCAUCAAAGCCAUCAACAGAUGACGCAACUAAUAAUAGCGACCUCUCACUACCACCUAUAGUGAACGUAUCACGUAGUAAAACAGGUCAAUUCCUAUCCACCAAACCACGAAUCAAUAUAGAAUCUGUAGAUGCUUCGGGCUCAAGUACAGCAACAACACCAACAGAACAACAAUCUGCUUCUGUGUCUGCUGCUUUGACCGCAGCUGAAAACAAACUUGAACGACCACGACCACAACGUCAUACCAAACUACCUAGAAGAUUUCGUCUCCAGAGUAGUGAAGAUGAACUACCAACUACUCCAUCUACUCCUGUACCACUACCACCUGUAGCGUUCCAUCCGGUAACCGCUCCAAAAACGAGAGCCGAAAAAGAAGCUGAUGAACAACAGGUAGAUAGCAGCACGGUGCCUAUUCGUGGACCCAAACGAGCUAGACCUGUAGUCAAAGACGCCAAACCAGUUGCCCAUCCGUACAUGCCAAACAUGGCUGGAAGACGGUUACGAAGUCGUGUUAUACUUGAUGACGAGGAGGAGGAGGGGUCAGUUGCUGCUGCAGUCAAGAAACCAGCAAAGAAGAAACAAAAGACUGCUAGUGGCAGUGAUACUAAAAAGAAUGAUAGUAACAAUAACGAGAAUAUUGGUGAAGAAGAUGCGACCUCACAACUCUUCCAGCCUUGGGACGGUAUAUCGAACUCAUCAUUGACUGAUAUUGAAGAUAGUGAUGUGGAGAGUAGUUCUGGUGAUGAGGAUGAUGAUGAACCAGAGGGAGAGAAAGGAGUGAAAGAAGAACAAGACGCUGAUAAAUCUUUCUCUGAAAUCAUAAACGUAGACACGCUAAAAGAAUUACUUGCUCAACGAAGACGAGAAGCUGCUGGUGAAGGUAGCAGUGGUAAUUCGUUAGCAUCACCACCUAAAGCAUCAAGUAGCGGUGGCAGUAAUACGGCAAUCACGUCACCAAAAGGUAUUCGAACGCUCUUGCCUGAAGGUGGUGAACCAAACUAUAAUAAUAAUAGUAAUGAUAAUAACGGUGACGAUGAUAUGGACGUUGACACAACAGACUCGUCAGAUCUAUCCGAAGUGUCUUCUGAUGAGGAUGACGAAGGGCCUAUAAGAAGAGUCACGAGGUCCUUGGCUGCUGGCAAAGUAGUGCCUCUUGACGCUGUACGUCAGCUGCCACCACUUGAUACGAGACGUCCUAGCAGUAGUGGCAGCAAUAGUAGAGGUGGAUCAGCAAAACGAGGAGGAAGGAAUAGUCCAAUGUCUGCCACUUCACCGCCGUUGAGAAGGAUUCGACAGCUUUUGCCUGAAGGUGAGAAAGAAGAGAAGGAAAAGAUGUCUCCAUUGCCGCAGCAGCCAGUUCCUGUAAAAAAAGAGGAGAGAGGAGGUGGAGAAGAAGUAGUACAGGCCGUUGGUGGUGGUGGCAAUGCUCAACCGGUUGUUGAUACUCAAGCUGAAGUUACUGGUGGUAGUGAGCAACCAGUUGCUGAUACUCUGGCUAUGGAUACUCAGACUCAGGGUACCGAUGUGGCUCAGGUUACUGAUGUGGUUGAUACUCAGGCUCGGGCCAUAGAUGUGGAUGUGGCUGAUGAAGCGACAGCCCAUAGUAAAACCAUUAGUCACAACCAUGUUGAUGAGUCGGAUUCGGAUUCGUCAAGUGAAUCAUCGGGUCUUUCUGAUGUUGAUAUGGACGAUGAGUGA